UUGUGGUUUCUUUGAUGCAGCCUGAAAGAAAGGGGUUAAACAGUAAAUGAAGGGUCCCGUGACAGUUAAAAACAAACACAAUGACAAUACAAUGGCAUAAUAUACUUCCACACGGCAGGAAUUCACUUAAAGAGGCUAGCAUCUAUUCUAUGUAGCUGCUGUAUUUUGCCUGGCAAAGAAGCUCAGAAAAACAUAAUCCUUUGAAAAAUGUUGUGCUGUUUAAAAUCCUUACCUGUUGCUGCGCUUUACUUCAGCCCACUUCGGUAUCAUGCCAUAGCUAGAAAAACAACAAGAAACGGCUAGCGCACUUUGCUAACACACAUGCAUGUGCAUGGAUACAGUUCCAGUUUACUUUUAUCCAACAAUGUUACUCCACUAAACUGAUAACAUUAUCAAAUAUUGACAGAUAAAAAAAAAAAAAUAAAAAAAAAAUCUAUCAAACUUACAUGAGCAAACAGUUGUUUGUAAUGAUAUGGCUUACUAGUGCCACUCUCUGCAUCUCUCUCCUGGCACACUCCUAAACACAGGUAAAUUUACAUGAGGACGCAUUGGUAAAUUAACCUAACAUUGCAAAAUAUGAGCUAAGUUACCUUGUUGAAGUCAAAUCCUAAAGAAAUUGUGGAAUCUCCUCAGUUUCUGCUGCUGAAAAAAGUCCUGCUCAAAAUUUCUUUAUUGUGAUUCACAGUAAAAAAUAUAUUUACUGUAGAAUUUACCACCAUUAAAAUUUAACCAUGAUGCUUUGCAGAUUUACAGCAACAUGCUGUAUACAGGUUCUACAGUAAGGAUUUAUUCAUUUUACAGUAAUAAUGCUGUGAAAACUACAGAAAUUUGUUACAGUGUAACUAUAAAGAUAACUAUAACUAACUAUUAUUAGUGUCCACACCAAUGCAUGAUAACAAUCCGUUUAUUAUAAGUGCACGCUACAGUUUUGUCGUCUGCCGCUUUAAAUACUGUUAAAAAAUUAAAAUAGCUUUUUAAAGUUGGGAGAAUUCUGAUUGGCUGUCAAUGUUUUUAUUGUUCCUCAGCUCAAAACAAAACAAUAAAUUCUGAAAGUGAUUCCAAUGAAAAUGUUCUUCUGUGUUGUUGUCGGUUUAGUUGUGGUGCGGACUAAUCUUAAAAUGAUUUUUAAAACUAUUGAAUUUUAAGGAUUUUUUUAAGGAACUAAGGAUUUUUAAAUCUUUACUGUUAUUGUUAUAGUUAUCGUCCUGAACGACAGCUGAAACUUCGUAUUACUAGCACUUCUUAUGUUUAUUGCCUCUUUAAGAUGAAUUGUUUGUUGUAUUUCUCAAUUGUAAUUGAAAUCUACUAAAUUAAUAAAUGUACAAUGAAAGAGCAUUAAACUAAACUCUAAUAUUCUUAUAGGUGAGAACAGAACAGCUGCAUUAGCCCUUAGCCAGAAGGUCAGUGUUAUGCUGGGUAAUGACGCAGCCUCAACACCUGGAAUCUAGAACCCGACAUGUGCGUGACACAUGGGGCAAACACUGCAACAUCGUUCUGUACAUGAGCUCGAAGGAGUCUGACUUCCCCACGGUAGGGCUCAACGUGUCAGAAGGACGCAGUCAACUCUACUGGAAGACCAUUCGGGCCUUUCAGCACAUUCACAAGAACCAUCUUGAAGAUGCUGAUUGGUUCCUCAAAGCUGACGAUGACACAUUUGUUGUCCUUGAGAAUUUGCGCUACAGUCUUUCCAAACACAACACAGAGGAGCCGCUGUAUUUUGGACGUAGGUACGUACCAUUCGUUGCUCAGGGCUACAUGAGUGGAGGAGCUGGUUACGUCCUCAGUAAGGAAGCUUUGAGGAGAUUUGUGAAGGGUUUUGCUGAUGGACUUUGCACACACAACACAGAAGUUGAGGAUAUUGGAUUGGGACGAUGCAUGGAGACAAAGAAAGUUAAGACGGGUGAUUCCAGAGACGUGUUGGGGAGACAAACCUUUCACCCUUACCCUCCAGACUAUUACCUGCUCAGACAGCUACCCAGACCACGACCUUGGUACCUCCUCUAUGAGCAUUAUGACCCUGUUGAGGGCCCUGGAUGCUGUUCAGAUUUAGCCAUCUCUUUCCACUACAUGAAUGCAGUAGGAAUGCACACACUAGAGUACUACACCUAUCACUUACGCCCAUACGGGUAUAAAUACAGAUUUAACCCAGAUUAACUCUUAAAUAAUAGAAA
This is a messenger RNA of Ctenopharyngodon idella (grass carp), 2171 nucleotides long. RefSeq names its product glycoprotein-N-acetylgalactosamine 3-beta-galactosyltransferase 1-like. The record is from RefSeq and is a predicted model, not a curated record. Gene Ontology annotation, molecular function: N-acetylgalactosaminide beta-1,3-galactosyltransferase activity. NCBI's taxonomy places the organism in Eukaryota, Metazoa, Chordata, Actinopteri, Cypriniformes, Xenocyprididae. Gene Ontology annotation, cellular component: membrane. Bases 1420 to 2154 code for a protein of 244 amino acids. The transcript is spliced from 2 exons.